Nezara viridula (southern green stink bug) is the source of this 600-nucleotide messenger RNA. The record is from the annotation of a GenBank genome assembly. NCBI's taxonomy places the organism in Eukaryota, Metazoa, Arthropoda, Insecta, Hemiptera, Pentatomidae.
AUGAGCGCUGCGGCCGGUUGGUGGGAAGGUGGCGGGCGAAGAGAAGGGCUGCAGCUGUCGCUGAACAGGUCGCUGUCGGAACCAGGGCCCCCGAAGAGGUGCCGCCUGGAGACCACCAGCCUUCCAGCCAGCCCUUGCCUGGAGACCAGCUCCACUAUCCAGCGCUCCUUGGUCCUCAGCAGGCUCCGCAAGAUCCAGCCGGACGCACUAGCCGCCCGCCUCGACGGUAUCAUGUCUCCCCUGCUCCUCGAUGUCAGGCCCUUCAUGGCGUACAACGUCAGCCACAUCCGCGGCUCCAUCAACAUCGCCUGCUCCGACCGGAUAUCGAGGCGGCGGCUCGAGCAAGGCAAGGCGGCCCUAGCAGACCUCGCCACUUCCCGCCAGGGCAAGGAGCUCCUUCGGAAGAGGAACUAUAAGGAAGUAGUGGUCUACGAUGAGUCUUCUACUGACAUGGACCGUAUUCCCAACAACCAUCCGCUCUACCUUGUCAUCGCCGCACUCGUAGACGACCAAAGAGAACCGACUCUUCUGAUAGGUGAGUUAAUUCUUAAUUUAUUUGCUUCAAAGAAAAGAAUAUAUCUCUCAGCUCUAAGACUAUGA